CUUGAAAUUUUAACUAACCUAGCAAAUGAAGCCAAUAUAUCAACUCUUCUCAGAGAAUUUCAGACAUAUGUGAAAAGCCAAGAUAAGCAAUUUGCUGCAGCUACAAUCCAGGCAAUUGGCAGAUGUGCAACCAACAUCUCAGAAGUGACUGACACCUGCCUAAAUGGCUUGGUAUGUUUGCUGUCCAAUAGGGAUGAAAUAGUAGUAGCAGAAAGCAUAGUAGUAAUUAAAAAGCUGCUGCAAACACAACCAGCACACCAUGGUGAAAUAAUUAAACACAUGGCCAGGCUCCUUGACAGUAUAACUGUUCCUGUUGCAAGAGCCAGCAUUCUUUGGCUUACUGGAGAAUAUUGUGAACGAGUUCCGAAAAUAGCCCCUGAUGUUCUAAGAAAAAUGGCUAAGAGCUUCACUGUGGAAGAUGAUCUUGUAAAACUGCAAAUUUUAAAUCUCGGCGCAAAAUUGUAUUUAACCAACUCAAAACAGACAAAAUUGCUUACCCAGUACAUAUUAAACCUCGGCAAGUAUGAUCAAAGCUACGACAUCAGAGACCGAACAAGAUUUAUUAGGCAGCUUAUUGUUCCAAACAACAAGAGUGGAGCUUUAAACAAAUAUGCCAAAAAAAUAUUUCUGGUACAAAAGCCUGCCCCACUACUUGAGUCACCUUUUAAAGAUAGGGAGCACCUCCAACUUGGUACUUUGUCUCAUACUCUGAACAUGAAAGCCUCUGGCUAUCUGGAAUUGUCUAAUUGGCCGGAAAUUGCACCUGACCCAUCAGUGAGAAAUGUAGAAGAAGUUGGAUUGGCAAAAGAACAGACUUCUCUACAAGGAAAGGCAAUAAAAGAAACCACUGAAAAAUUUUAUCCUGAGUCUGAUGAAGAAGAGGAGGAAGAGGACACUAAUGAGGAAAGUGAGGAUUCUUCUAGCAGUAGUGAGAGUGAAAAUGAAUCUGAAUCUGAGGAAGGAAAGAAAGAAGGGCAAGGCGAUACCAGCACGGAAAGUAGCUCAAGUUCUUCUACUGAAGAUGAGAAUGAUAGGAAACCAAAGUCUGAAAAAGGAAAUCUAAGAAAAAGAACAACAGUUUCAGAAAGAGAUUCCAAAAGAAAAGAAACAAAGAAAGCAAAUUCUCAGAAAGAGCAAUGUUCUCCCAACUCAGAAUCUAGCUCAGCUGAGGAAAGUUCUUCAGAUUCUACCUCAGAAAGUGAUUCUGAAAAUAAUUUGGAUCCUCUUCCUCCUAAGAAGGAAGCAGAACGUUUGCAAGAGAAGGAAACUACUAAACAAGAUAUGUCGCUCUUAGAUUUGGAUGACUUCAGCCCUGCACCAGCUCUUACUACCUUUUGCAAGCCAUCAAUUCUCUCUCCCAUCUUAGCAGCAGACCUAGAAGGUUUAAGUUUAUCAAGUUCUUCAGUCAUUGAUGUCACUUCACCCUUCUUCGUGCCAAUGAAAUCUCAUGAACUCCUUCACCGAAUGAGUGGAAAAGGAUUAGCAGCCAAUUAUCACUUCUCAAGACAGCCGUGCAUUUAUAGUGAUCAGAUGAUAUCUGUACAGGUGAUGCUGACUAACACCACAGACCAAAAUAUAGAGAAUAUCCAUUUAAGCGAAAAAAAGCUACCAGCUGGCAUGAGAAUGCACGUAUUUAAUUCAAUAGAAUCCCUUGAACCUGGGAAAUCUAUUACCGUUCCAGUAGGAAUUGACUUCUGUGAUUCUACACAGGCUGCUAGUUUCCAGCUAUG
Messenger RNA from Thamnophis sirtalis, 1730 nucleotides. Lineage: Eukaryota; Metazoa; Chordata; Lepidosauria; Squamata; Natricidae. The record is from RefSeq and is a predicted model, not a curated record.